This is a messenger RNA of Acromyrmex echinatior (Panamanian leafcutter ant), 9151 nucleotides long. RefSeq names its product BIR repeat containing ubiquitin-conjugating enzyme (gene Bruce). Gene Ontology annotation, biological process: regulation of cytokinesis; negative regulation of apoptotic process; apoptotic process. The record is from RefSeq and is a predicted model, not a curated record. Gene Ontology annotation, cellular component: nucleus. Lineage: Eukaryota; Metazoa; Arthropoda; Insecta; Hymenoptera; Formicidae. Gene Ontology annotation, molecular function: ubiquitin-protein transferase activity; cysteine-type endopeptidase inhibitor activity.
AUGACUCUUUCAUCUGAUGCUGCUACAUUGUACAAUAAGGUGGAAGCGACUCUGAAGGUUCAAGAACGUUAUUUCAAGAAAACACUAAAGCAACAUUCGCAACAUUCCGCAAAACAUUACAAGGACAUUCUUAAAAGAAACGAGUCGUUGCUUCGCAGUCCGUGUUGCAGUCAAUCACGACAAUCCAAUACCAGCAAAUCUGAUGUCAUGGAUUUGGAAAUCGAGUACAGUGUAACAAACUUAUCUCACCAGAAUGUUUUACCGGUGGCUCGCGGUCUCAUCGCGCUCAUUUUACAUAAUUCGGCUAAUGUGGAUAUGUUUCUAUUAGCUUGCAAGGUAGUCGCUAGGCUAGUAGUAUCUACACGUCCCGCAAUAGGCUUGUGCGAGCUUAUGACCGAAGAACAACUCUUGAAAUUAAUCAGAUUGGCAACGGACACAUCUGACGCUGCUUGGUCAUCGCAUGCUGUUUCUUGUCUUCUAAUGGACCUAUUAGAAGGAGGACGAUUGUAUCCUAAAGCGUGUACUUCUACGCAUGAAGGUAGUCCGUCUGAAGAGAUUUUGGAGACUCUGGGGAGUCAUACGGACGAAAGUCGUACGGAGGAGGACUCGACCAAUGUCGCUAGUACUAGUGCACCUUCUACUGCUACAUUAGGUGAAGGAUUUACCGAAGGUGAUGCGGACGAGGAUGUGCAAGAUAAUAUCGUAGUAACUUCAACCACUCCAGGCACGUCAAAAUCCAAUGGUUAUCUCCCGUCCCUUUUGGAAUCGGACGAUAGCGAAUUGGAAGACUUUUUGGACGACAUAUUGGAACGUGGCAGAAAUAUGUUGAAGAAAGACAGCACAGUAUCGAAAAUUUUAGCUUCUGCCAUUGCUGGGAGCAUGUCUUUAGCGAUGGACGCACGCUUGGAGUACGGAGUCGAAAUGGGCGUAGAAAUUUCACUGAGAAUACUUGCUACAUUUGGCAUAUACAAUCUACCUCAUAGCAUAAAUGCAACAAUACACGUACCAACAGAAGCAAAUCGCUGUUGUCAACAACCGUUCUUGCGUACCGAAACGAACGAUAGAAGUCAAGAAACUGGGAACUUUUCUGACCCUACUCCUUCUAAUCUUUCAAUAUUAACAAGAUGUUUCGAAAAGAUGUUCACGGACUUAUAUUUACGAAAUAACAGUACAAACUUGGAACUCGUUCUCCAACUUUGGUUUGCACUGAAUAUGGACGCUGCUACUGAACAUCCAGGGUCACAAUUUGAACCUUCUUUAACACCCUUGAUUCCACUUAGUCCAGCAGCUAUUUCUAGCUUAAUAUCAGCACUUUCGUGGCACACUGAGGUUUCUUUACGCGCUUGGUGUCUUGCGUUGCAAUGUUUAACUAUCGUCUGCAAUCAGCCGUUACGAAGAUAUUCUGGUUUAGACGGCUUUGCACCUAGUAGUCCUUCUAUGGCUAGUUGUAUUGUUAAAGAACGUAAUACAGGCCCUAUGUUGUUGCGCCUACUUUCCGGCAACGGAUUAAAUAUUAAUACAAUGGACAAGCAAUACAUCAUGGCUGGGCCUACAGUUUGCCAAGCAUUACACGAUUUUCUCGUUAGGCUGGAAAUGAUGUGUGAUGUUAUUACGACGGAUAGCUGUUUAGGUAAUUCCCUGAAGGAUCUUCUACUGAAGGUGAUAUAUCAACUUGUGCAACCAAGCGGACCUCUCAUUUUAAGGAAGGGGCCUUUAGAUGCGCAAUGCAAACUAAUAACAUCUGUAGUUAAUCUGAAUUAUGUCAAUACUGACUUGGGUAUCGCAAUGAGUAUAUCGGAAUGCGUUGGUGUAUUGGUUUCGACAUAUGUCAAAGGAUCCGAAGUUGGCGCACAAUGUGGAGGUGCAGUUGAUUCAAACAAUCAGUCCGGUAGUUUUGGUGGUCUGUUUGCUUGCGUGCUUGGCGGUGAUGCGAGACAAUGUCGUCCCGCAUCGUGGGACACUUUAAUUGUGGCUCUCAUCAAAUUAGUAUGCACACUCAUUCAGACUCCAUUACCGAAUACUCGUCAAGAUCCUUCGGAAGAAUCGGCGGAAAUGGAAUUAUCUGAUACGACGUGGACUUCUAGAAGCAAUGUAAGCGAUUCUCAGAAUGCAAACACUUGGCAAACGGAUGAAAGUAAAGCGGCAGAGCAACGAAACUCUUUUCAUUUACAACAACCUAAAACUAGCAAAUCUUCUGUGCCUUGCUUGGCUGAUACUGUUUUGCAGCACGAGCCAACUAUGAUGCGUUUACUAGGCGCUCUUGGUCAUAGCACAGGAUCCUCGUUAGCUAUGCUCUUAGGUGAAAGUGCGAGUGCAGCAUCGACUACCGAGCUCGGCGAUCCGGCUUCAAUAGCGGAUGCAACAUUCCAGCUCCUUACGACCCUUACGAAAAAGGCUAGCGAUCCAACUCUAGUUCUGAAGCCGCUUUAUCACUAUCUCUCUUCGUCAUGCGGUGAAAUUGAAUUAGGAGUUAUGCAGCUAUCCGAACCCCUUCUUUGGUAUAUCCUAAGGGUGUUGGACAACGCAUCAUCGUUAUCUAUUUUUACUGCGAUGGGUGGCGUAAAAGUGCUUUGCGAAAAUCUUGUGAAAUCAAGUAACAGCGGUACCGCCGGUGCUUCCGUUUCGUCAGGGGUGAUCGCCCUCGUCAUGGAACAUCUAUCGAAUGCGCCAAACGUGAUGCAAAUGAUGGCGAGCAGCAGCAAGAAAGGCGUUAGCUCGUUGGAAACUCACGACGACGGUUUAUUAAAUUUCGCGCCUCUUGGAACAAUAUCAUGGUUGAAUCCGACUGCGCAGCCAGCGGAUGUUCUUAUACAGAACGCCACACCUCAUAAACGUGCGAGAACACCGGCGUGGUCGUAUCAUUUUUAUCCCGACGAGGCGUGGGUCGAUCUCACCAUCACUUUACCGUGCGCUAUCCUGCUUAGGAAAGUGGAGUUACAACCACAUCUUACGGCGUUAUCCACGUGUCCAUCAGCUGUAGCGUUGGAAGUUUCAAGAGAGAGUAAUGGUCCACUUACACCGGUUUGUCCACCAAUGCCAACGGCGGGCUUAACAUACAUACGCGUUACUUUAUCACAGCCAGAAGUCGCGACUUCCGUAUUGGUGCGUCUAUACAAACCGCGGGAUUCGACAAACAUAAAUCUUAGUCAAAUAAGAUUACUGGGUACCACCGCGUUUGGCGAGAUUAAAACGAAUCCGGACACGAUAGAUGAAGAACAGCUAACGAAGACUAGCUUGGGUUGGCUGAGAUUAUUGCAUCAGUGCUUAUCGGUAAGCAUACUGAACAGUAAUCUAGCCGUCGAGGUGCUUAAUUCCGCGGCUUCGGUCGAAGGCCUGGUCGAGGCAUGCUGCAAUCUCCUGUUACUCCCAGCACCGUCUCUUUUUACUCCCAACCUGGAGAGGGUUCUAUUACAACUUGGCUUACACUCUCGAGAGCUUGGACUUCGUCUCAUUGGUCUUUUACUCAACAACAGGUCUACCCCUUUCUUUCAAGGAGCUGUGACUUCCCAGGAAACGUCCAUCGUACAGUUGGUCGUUGAAUUGCUUCAGCAAUUGUGUUCCAUUCGAGACUUUAGCACGGAGGCUCGCAUGAAAGCCGUUCUUACGUGGUUGCAAAUAUCGGCCGCGAAUGGAAUAUCUCAGACGAACAGUAAUCCCAAUUCAGUGAAUCCACCAGCGGUAUAUAUUCAUUGUGUGUCUUCUAUCAUUUGGAAGGCUCAUCAACAGCAGAAUCACAACUAUGAUCUGCAAGUCUUGCUGACAGAUGAGCUGUUCUACUCGUUGUACAAAUGGACCUUGACUCUUGGAAAUAAUUCAGCUUUGAAACAAGCGAUUGAUUCUGUCCUGUGCGCUUUCUGUUACGUGAGACCAUCGUUGUUGAUUUUGCUUCUGGAAUGGGUACAAAUCUUGAUACCGAAUAUCGUAAAUCCGACUGCUUCUAUAUCCGAUGACUGCAAGGAAAGCGAAGAACAGACAGAUGAUAAGAAAAGCGAUAUGAACACCGAGGGAUGGUAUUGUCAGUUUAUCUUGCUGAAACAUAAAUGGUUGCAUUUGACGGAGGGACAAUUGCUGACUGUCGCAGCAGCGGCUCGUUCACCACCCGGUACUCAGCAACUGAUCGAUUCUGGUCUUCCAGCGUUACUGACAGCAUCGAUUACAGAUUUCUGUAAUCUGGAGAAAUCCAAACAACGAGAUAGUAAAAUGGCAUCGGGCGACAGCAAUGAAAAUAAUGUAACUGAAGAUGUCAACUCGACAGAUAAUGAUAAGGCAGCAGGUUCGAGUUCCGGAUCAAACAAUUAUUCUGGUGGAUUAUGUAUGACGAAAUCAGAGAGUAUAGCGAUAGUGAUAGAAUUCUUAACACUCGUAUGUGCGGAAGGUAGAAUGCGUGAUUGGCUUGGUGAAGAAGGUCGUAGUUUCUGGUUACCACUUCUAUCGCUUCUUAGUAAUCGUCCUAUUGAAAGUCCAUCUGCAUCUGCGUCAAGUUGUUCGAAAACAAGCGCAUCAUAUGCAUUACUGGAAAGCGCUAUGAUUAAAUUCUUAUCAAGAUGUUGUUGGUGUCACUUGGCUAAUCAAAAAUUACUGGCGAAGCUUCUUAUCGAAGUCAUUUCUCAACAACGAACUACUUCAAGUGUACGGUAUCUUCACGGCAUUUCUGGAUUUACGCGAAGAUUAAUUCUGCAACUGCUUUUGGAAGGAGAGAAGGUAUUGGUUUCUGUAACGUCGGAAGCUCCUAUGAAAGUUUCAGCAACCGCAGCCAAUCACAGUAUGCCAUCCAUGCCUCCACAUCCUGCUCAUCCUCUCGGUCAUUAUCAUCAAUUAUUAUACAUGUCGACACAAGCAACAGUGGCAGAUAUAUUACAGCAAGUAUCAGGGACGUGGCUUCUCUUGUUACUUCCGAAUACGUAUAAGGGUAACGAAGCAAGUUCCAAUGGAAAUAAUCGGUCUCGUGAAUUCUGGGAAUCGGGAAUGACUUUAGUAGUAGACACACUUAGCGUGGCUGCUGGAAACACGGCGAAAGACAAGCGGGCUAAAGAAGCAUCAAAUAGGUCACAAGCUCGAGGUCCUAUAAUCAGAAAAACGCGUUUAAAUUCUGAUGGAACGCCGGUAACGAGUAAAGCCUCAUCUAAUAAUGCACAAACAAACCCAACCAACACGACGAAUCAACAAUAUCUAAUACAUUCGUCUCGUCCUAAUACUCCUUUACCACCUCAACUUACAAUCGCGCAACUUUUAGCGAUCGCUGAGGACAGUGGUGUUUCGUUGUCUGAACCGUGCUUACAUCUCAUUUUACGUCAACGCAGUAAGGAUUCCAAAGAAGACGCGGCGAAGCAAAACGACAGUGAACUGUUGAACUACAGAAGCAUAGAAAGUUCGUUAGGCGUCUUCAGCGCGGGUGGUGGAUUGGCGGUGUUGGCGCGCCAUUUACCGCUGGUAUAUCCGGAUCCCGGCAGGCCGUCGUUCUUCGUCGAGAAGUCACCGUCGCCGGAGCAGACCGAUGCCGACUGGGUAAAAUUGGAAACCAACGAUGACAUUUACGAGGCCUUGGAAGAGGGUAGAACGAAUUGUCCGCCGAAGGUGUCAGUCCCUGCCCCAUACGUGCCACCGCAUUCUCUCGCGGCUUUCGGUCUAUUUCUCAGAUUACCAGGCUACGCCGAGGUGCUACUGCGGGAUAAGAAACGGGCACAAUGUCUGUUGCGACUCGCUCUCGGCGUUUCCGACGACGGUGAAGGUGGCGAGGUGCUGACUUCGCCAUUGGCCGCCUCGUUGCCAACCUUGCCGUUUCAGGUUUUAAAACAGUUGUUGGAUGCCACGCCACCGACCACCGAUGACGGUCUGCUUCUACGAGGAACGACCAUAGAAGUGGGCGCUAUGCUGCUGCUCUUGAAUUGCCUGGCGAUAUUCACACAUCAAACUGGACAGAACGACGGUUCAACUGAGCAUAAAACGGGUCAGAGUGGCGGUGUCGGCGGUAGCAGUGGAGGACGUAGUGAUGAUAAUUCACAUCUGUAUUGGGCGAAAGGUACCGGCUUUGGUACUGGGUCUACACAGCAGUCGUGGAAUGUCGAGCAGGCGUUACUACGUCAACGAUGCGAAGACGAGCACGUGACGGUACUACUACAAGUUCUUGCCAGUUAUAUCGGCACAUCGGGAGGCGGGCAACCACAGCAGGAGUUACCAGCUUCUUUCUCCGAUUUACUAGCGCGUUCUUGUCUACUGCCGGCGUUAUCAUCGUACCUGCGGAAUGAUUCCGUUCUAGAUAUGGCCAGGCACAUACCUCUUUAUCGCGCGGUCCUGCAACUGCUUCGUGCCAUGGCUCUCUCUAGUCAAUUAGCACCGCUUUUGUUACCGCGCGGCGGUAGAUCUGGAGAACCAUCCGUGGUGUCCCUCUUGUCGAGCAUGAAAGUGUGCGUGGACACUUAUGUAAACAAGAUAAAUCGCACGAGGGGCAACAAAACGAACAUGAAAGUGGUAUCCAAGUAUCCCGAUGAUACUGAGCAAGACGAAGGCUUGGCCACACUAAUUCCCGAUAUACAAGACAGUGCAACUAUAGUGCAAAAUGCUACAUGUCGAUUAUCUGGUAUCGGUGAAGAAUUACCUGGAUCAAGCCCGACGGCGCCGGAAUUACCAUUGCGCUCAAGUCUGGAGCACCGAUAUCUGGAAGUAAUGAAAAAUCUACAAUUUGAUACCUACGAAAUGAUUACCGAGAAUCCAGAUGGUGGAGGCUACAAAUUUACCAUUUCGUAUCACUUCGAAUCAAAUAUGAGAGCUGCCGGCGAGAGAAGUCAUCCGACACGAGUGAAACGAUUAGCUCAGGAAGCCGUUACGCUCUCGACAGCACUGCCUCUAUCUUACAGCAGUAGUGUGUUUGUGAGAUGCGACGCGGAUAGAUUGGAUAUUAUGAAGGUACUCAUAACGGGGCCAGCAGAAACGCCGUACGCAAAUGGCUGUUUUGAGUUUGACGUAUACUUUCCUCCUGAUUAUCCUAAUAGCCCGAUGUUAAUAAAUCUAGAGACGACCGGCCGUCACACCGUGCGCUUCAAUCCGAAUUUAUAUAAUGAUGGGAAGGUUUGUCUCAGCGUACUAAACACUUGGCACGGCCGACCUGAGGAAAAGUGGAACGCGCAUACGAGUAGCUUCCUUCAGGUUUUAGUAUCAAUACAGUCGUUAAUCUUAGUGUCCGAACCCUAUUUCAACGAGCCUGGAUACGAACGGUCACGGGGUACGUCAAGCGGUGCUCAAUCUAGUCAAGAGUAUAAUGCGAAUAUUUGUCAGGCUACUGCCAAGUGGGCGAUGCUUGAUCAAAUACGCAAUCCCUGUCCAUGCUUCAAGGAGGUCAUACAUACCCACUUUUGGAUAAAAAGGCACGAGAUUGUUGCACAAUUGGAGGGAUGGAUAAGAGAUAUGGAAAUGCAUGGAUCAGAUCGUAGGUCAGGCCGUACAAUUUCUCUCAAUGCGUUGUCUUUAAGGAGACAUUAUACAUUAUUGAGGGAAGAACUAAAUAAACUGCCAACGCCCAAAGGGUUGGAAGACUUGGCCGAACCACUUGCAUCGCCAGGCUCGCCCAUCGAACUAUCCGGGACCCCAGGCACAACACCGAAUACGCCAUCGACGGUUACGGCAUCCGCGACCGCUACGGUGGCUACUCCUAUCGCCGCUAACAAUAUAGUUCCGAUCAGUAAUAGCAGCACGAGUAGCCAUGUGCAUCACGACAUCGAUACGGACGUCGAGAUGGAGAAGAUGGUUUCGAAAAUGUGUGAAUAGCUAAAGGAUGUUAAUAGACAUUGUUGGACAUUUUGAAAAGAGUCUAUUGUUUGUGUUACAAGAUGAACAAAUGGACAUUGAACAUGAACAGAUGACAUAACGGACUGAUAUCAAGUGUGCAGAUUAUUCUGUCCAGCGGCCGAAUUAUCGGUGUUUAGCCAAGGCGUUAAGAAAAGAAAACAGUGACGACUUUCGGCCGAAUACAUAAUAAUCAUAUUGAUGAUAAUUAUUACAAUGAUGACGAUGCUAAGACGUGAUGAUGAUAAGUAGGUAGAAAAAUAUAAGGUGUGGUAGAGUGAGAAAGACAAGUAAGAAUUUACAAUAUAGCGAGAAAGUGUGUGAAGAGAAAAAGAGAGGGAGAGAGUGAGACAGAAAGUGAGAGAAUGAGUAUGCAUGGGUGAGAAUAAGCGAGAGAGUGAAAGGACGAGAGAGAGAAAGAGAGAACGAAACAGAUAGAGGCAAAGAAUAAGUAGCGCGAAUGUAACAAACUCGUGCGUAGUAGAUACUUUUUAUAGCCGCUGCUAUAGUACGUGUACGCUGCAUUCUACUACUUCGUACUACCAUAAGUACCACAACUGUUAUUCGAUAUUUAUUAUACAUGUUCCUCGUUUAUGUAGCGUAACUCUGAAUUAGCUGCACUUUCAUGCGAAUAUAAUCUUGGACAUUACGUUUAUCGUCCUCUCCUUGUCGCUCGUGUCUUCCGAGAGCGACGCGAUCGCAAUUCCGCUAUCAAUGCCCGUGUAAGUUUUCGUUUUAUCGACAUUUUAUUUUAUCAAUAAUUAUAGUACUUGUUUCUCUUUUAUAUAUGCAUAUGUAUGGUGUGUAUAUGUACAAUUCUAUCGCGUCGUUCUCUUCGUUUUAAAUGUAUUUCUCUAUUAGGAUGUAAUAUGAUUAUACUUUAUCAAGCGAUUUACUAUGUAGAUCCCGUUUUUUAGUAAACAUCUCUUCAGGGAUGCACGAUGCAAUCAUUGAGCAUUAAAUGGCUCGUUAUCAAAAGCUGCGGGCGGCAAAGAAGAGACAAUAUAAAGCAUGUUGGCACUACAUGUUGGCAGAAGUCAGUUUGUGACAGGUGCAACUAAUUACGAGUUAUUGAUGUAGCGGGUAUCCCUGCGCGCAAUGCGAUCGAAUCUAAAUAACAACUGUCAUCCGAACAAGACGACGAUCUAGGUACAUCGUUAGAUAACGUUUAAUAAUAAUAGUACGUGUUCUAUGUCGAUUGAAUGAACUGGAAAAAAAUGGUAUCCUGGAAACAGAAAAAAAAUCAUGGAUGAUCAGGUGGUACAUUUCUCGCGUAAACGAGAAUUGCUCUUUGUAAUUGUAACAGCUACUUAGUACACGUAAAUUUCAUAUGAAUCGACCAUAUGGAACGAAUAAAGUCACAUUGUUUUGA